Molecule: messenger RNA, 420 nt
Organism: Porites evermanni
Lineage: Eukaryota; Metazoa; Cnidaria; Anthozoa; Scleractinia; Poritidae
Source: the annotation of a GenBank genome assembly
AUGGGAGGAGCAGAUUACACCAAGCUGGCUAUUCCUGGGUCUUACAUCAAUGUUUUGGACUUCAAAACUGUGAAACAACUGGCGGAUUACCUUCAUUAUUUGGACACUAACAAUACCGCUUAUAACGAAUACUUUAAAUGGAGAUUAAAAUACAAAGUGUUUCGCGGCAACCUUGAUUUAUCGUUGUGUCAAAUAUGCAAAUGGUAUGUUUCAAAAUCACCACUUGAGCCAAAGGUUUAUCAUGAUCUUGCAGAUCAUUGGGUGACAAAAGGAAAAUGUAAUGCGAAAAAUCACCUUGUCACAAAUAUGUGGGAAACUCAAUCGGUAAUUACUACAUUAUCUUUUUACUUUUUGCCGUUUGUUUUGGCUGUUUUGGCUUUAGUGCUGGCAUUACAAAGAAGACUAGCCAGAAAAAGCUAA